CUAGUAGCACAUACAAACAUUCAGAGGCAACGACAGCCUGAAUAGCCCAACCUGUUGCUGUACUGUGGACAAAAAUAAAGACACUGUAGUUUGUGCAACGAUGCUUCUCAUGACAUGUGUGGUCGGUAUUUUAUUGUCUGACUUCAGCAUUGCAAAAGAAUGGUGCUACUUUGGCUGUGAAAACUCUCUCCCACAUUGGGGUAAAAUCUAUCCCAAAUGUAAUGGGCGCAAACAGUCUCCAAUCAACAUUGACACUCAGAAAGUCAUUAAAAACCAAGAUCUAGGAUCUUUUGACCUGAUUAACUUCACCCGUCCACACACCAUGAAGACGCUGAAGAAUAACGGGCACACAGUUGAAUGUGAGCUGAAGGCAGGAGCAGUGGGAAUUCGAGGAGGAGGUCUAAAGCACAAAUACACCGUCCUGCAGUUCCACUUCCACUGGGGUGGAAAGGACCUAAUGUGCCAUCCGGGAUCCGAGCACACCCUGAACGGACACAGAUCGCCUCUAGAGAUGCACAUUGUAAGCCGGAGAAGUGAUCUUACUGACAGCACCGCAGCAAAAGUUCAAGACGGCUUUGCUGUGAUGGGCUUUUUUAUUGAGGGCAAUGUAAAGGAAAAAGGAAUGGAGACGUCACAUGUCUGGGAAAGCUUCACCAACUAUCUCCAAAAAAUACCAAAAAAGGGAGACGAAGUCAACAUUACGGAGUCCUUUUCUAUGCAUCAGCUCUUAAAGGGGGUUGAUCUCAGCAAGUACUACCGCUACAAUGGCUCACUGACCACUCCUCCCUGUGAUGAAGCUGUGGUUUGGAGCAUCUUCAAGGAUCCAAUUAGGCUGCUCAGAUUCCCCACAAAAAUUGGUUUCGACAACGUGUAUCGGCCGCGGCAGCCUCUGAACAAUCGUGUGAUCUUUUCUUCUGCUUUCGCCACAGGUCAUGCAGGAGCAGCUGAGCAGUCAACCAUUCAGGAGCUCGUGAAUCAAGUCGAAGAGAUGAUUGUCUUGCUCGCAACCUGCCUCGCUGCUCUUCUGUGUCCCACCGUCCACAGUGCGGACUCUUCAGUGGCAUGGUGCUAUCACAAACCAACAUGCAAUUAUGCCACCUGGCCCAAGAUUGCCCCACAUGACUGCAGUGGAUCCAAGCAAUCUCCCAUUAAUAUUGUGACUGCAAAUGUUCAGCGCAAUCCUAACCUGACCCCGUUUAACUUCACCGGUUUUAAUGACAACUCCACCUUCCUGUCAAUUGUAAACUCGGGCGACUCCGUGGUGGUCAACCUGGAUGAUGAGAUGUUGGCAGUGCAAGGAGGUGGUCUUCCAGCUUUAUACAACCCUAAACAAUUCCAUCUCCACUGGGGUAAUGGCACCACAUCGCCUGGCUCCGAACACACCGUGGAUGGCAAACAGUACCCGAUGGAGCUGCACAUUGUAAAUGUCCAUUCAAAAUACAACGGGAGUGUGUCAGCUGCUGUAGCUGCCGGUGACAGCCAAGGAUUGGCUGUUCUUGGUUUCUUCGUUGAGGGAACCAGUGAAGCAAACAAAACAAAAAGCUGGGAUAUCCUAACAUCCUAUUUGGCAAACAUCCGCAAUUCAGGUGAUACAACCGUAGACAUCAUGAAUCAAAUCACACUGGACAGUCUGCUGGAAGGUGUUGACAGGACUAAAUAUUACCGAUACCAAGGCUCCCUAACUACACCCAGCUGUAAUGAAGUUGUGAUUUGGACUGUGUUCAAGGAGCCCAUCAAAGUCAGUCAUGAAUUUAUCAAGCGCUUCAGCACAACAGUCCUUUUCAAAGACACAAGCGCUUCAGUUCUGAACACAAACAACUUCAGAGGAGUUCAGCCCUUGAAUGGCAGAGUUGUGACGUCACAGGUCUCAGGGGGAUCCAUAGCACCUUCAUCAUCCUUUUUAUCUGUUAUCACAGUACUACUUUUGUCCAGUCUGUCCUGGCUGAUGAAUGUUUGGUUUAUGACCUGCCUUGCAGCUUUUCUGUUCCCUGCGUCACAUGGUGCACCAACAUCUGUAGCUUGGUGUUAUCACAUGCCAUCAUGCAGUGAUGUCACUUGGCCCAUAAUCGCAGAAAAAGACUGUAAUGGCACUCAACAGUCUCCAAUAGACAUCAUAACUGCCAAUGUCCAGGCCAAUGCUAAUCUGACCCCUUUCAACUUCACUGGCUAUGAUGAUAACACAACCUUAACUGAGAUUAAAAACACUGGCAAGACAAUUAAAGUUACACUUGAUCACAAGAAAAUGCACGUGGAAGGAGGUGAUCUGCCAUGCUGCUUUGCCAGUACGCAAUUUCAUCUUCACUGGGGUAAUGGGAGUUUCAUGCCUGGAUCUGAACACACUGUGGAUGGCAAACAAUACCCUAUGGAGCUGCACAUAGUGAAUAAGGCUGCACAUAAUGGCUCAACUAUACUGGCUGCUCUUGGUUUUUUCAUUGAGGCCACUUAUGACACUGGAAAACCAGACAGCUGGAAGACCUUAACAUCUUACCUGUCUACAAUCACCAAUGCAGGUGAUAAAGCAUGCAUCACUCAGUAUAUCUCUAUGGAUGACCUUCUUACUGGAGUGGACAGGACUAAAUAUUACCGCUAUCUUGGCUCUUUGACCACACCAAGCUGCAAUGAAGGUGUGAUUUGGACCGUCUUCAAAGACCCCAUCAAAGUCAGCUGGGAUUUGAUCAACCUGUUCAGUACAAGUGUUUACAUCAACAAGGCAAACAACUCCCCUCUAAUGGUGGACACAUUCAGGGGUGUUCAGCCGGUCAAUGGCAGGAUCGUGAUGUCUCAGGUGGCCGGUAUUGGAGAGACUGGUUCGGUUUCCCAAACAGCGUCUAACUUGGAUAUUCUAGACCUCUCUUCUGACUGUCAAACCACUGAACCUUAUCCUGCUUUUGAUUUAGAAAGCGCAUACUGGUAGGAUUUGACUGGAAGGGCUGAUAAUGUUGUGGAAUGAGUUAAAUGUUAAAAAAUAUAAAUGAAUGUAAAGUACAAGUAAUUUUACUAGGUUGUGAAAACCUUUUUCUUUAAGAAUUCUACUUGUUUCAGAUAUUUAUCAGUUAAUGUCCCAUGCAAAACUUGAAAGAAAUGGUUAAUAGUAUCCAUACUUGCAUUCAACACUUUUACGAAGUUAUUACUUUAUACAAAAGCUCACUGUUUUACGGGUAUGUUUAAGCUAAUUUUUAAAUUAAAAAUUAAAAAAAAUAUAUAUUUAUUGUAUGGUGGGGUGUUUUUGAAACUUGUGCACUUGAGUUGGACUCUACAAUUAAUACUGUCAGUUUCACACUUUAGGAUGUAAUGAAGCUUUUAGAUCUGUACUGUAGUUCCUUAGAGGUAUUGAGUCAUCAUCUGAGUGUAGACAGGAAUUGAAGCUGAGUUGCAGUGUUGUUAGUUUGUCAUUGUUAGUUUGAGUAAUUUGAAGAGCAAAGAUUUUUAAAGAGUCUUUCAGUGAUUUUAACAGAUGUAACUGGUGCUUGUUUUGACUGUCAUUCAGUAGCGCAUGUCGGUAGUUGGGGUUUGUGUGUGUGUGUUUGUUUUUCCUUCUCUCCCAUAGGAAUCGCAGGUCUUCAGUAUUACUCUGGUUAAGCCUUAAUAUGUACAGUAUAUACACAAGGGGAUUGGUUUCUCUAAAUGGUAAAAUGGUAAUUUAAGUGCUAACUUAUGUAUUUUCUCUUUGCUCCAACAUGUGACUGUUUGUUUUGUCAAAACGCUUGUGCCUUCUGGUUGAUACCUGAUUCAAUGAAUCCAGAAAUAUUUGUUUUAGCCAUUAUUUUAAUAUAUGUAUAUUAUACAAAAAAUAAAGCCAUAUUCUUAGUCAA
Labeo rohita (rohu) is the source of this 3812-nucleotide messenger RNA. RefSeq lists its product as uncharacterized. The transcript is spliced from 27 exons. The coding region runs from base 101 to 2914 and encodes 937 amino acids. Lineage: Eukaryota; Metazoa; Chordata; Actinopteri; Cypriniformes; Cyprinidae. Gene Ontology annotation, molecular function: zinc ion binding; carbonate dehydratase activity. The record is from RefSeq and is a predicted model, not a curated record. Gene Ontology annotation, cellular component: plasma membrane.